Molecule: messenger RNA, 1140 nt
Organism: Blastomyces dermatitidis ER-3
Lineage: Eukaryota; Fungi; Ascomycota; Eurotiomycetes; Onygenales; Ajellomycetaceae
Product: AkeP protein
Exons: 1
Coding region: 1-1140 (379 amino acids)
Source: RefSeq, a predicted model, not a curated record
AUGGCAGACAGGCGCCCUGCGCCCAUCACCACCAUCACCAAGGUCGCCUAUUUCGACACCAAGCGGGCUGCCACCGACAUCCCGUACGCGCGGUCAUUCAGUUCCUCCCCCUCCUUUGUCGUUUAUUCGGAAAAAUUCAUUCAAGACGUUAUCGGCGACAAUCCGCUACUAUCUCUCGUCUCGUCCCGCAAGGAUACAAAGGACCAAUUCGCUCACGAAGCCGGCGUAUACAUCCGCAGCACAAACAGCAUCUACUUCACCUCAAACUACCAGACCAGCGACCCCAGAAUCGACCUCUACGCCAUAACCGCCGAUACCUGGCAAAUUGAGAAACUCACCUCUAAACCAGGCUUUGACAUCGUAAGCCAGCCCAAUGGCGCCUGCAAUUACCAGGACAAAGUCCUCUACUGCGCGCAGGGCGAUAUUCAUAGGGGAAAGAAUGGGGGUGGCAGCAGCCAACCAUCCGCCCUCACCCUCGUCGACCCCGUCUCCGGCACCGCAGAGACGCUCCUGAACAACUUCUACGGCCGCGAGUUCUCCUCGCUAAACGACGUGGUCGUCCACCACGGCACGGGCGACAUCUGGUUCACGGACCCGACAUACGGGUAUGAGCAGGCAUUCCGCCCGCCACCCGUACUGCCCAAACAGGUCUACCGCUUCCGUCCCUCAACGGGCCAAUGCUGGGCCGUCGCGGAUGGGUUCGAUAUGUGUAAUGGCCUCUGUUUCAGCCCAGACUACACCCUCAUGUAUAUUACGGAUACAGGCUCGAUACAGAGUCAUGGAGAUAUACGGGAUGGACAUAAUUUCUCAGUCCGGGGGACAUUGCCGGCUUCCAUUUACGUUUAUGAUGUGGUUGAGGCGGGGACGCGAUUGGCGAAUCGGCGGCUGUUUGCCUUUUGUGAUAAUGGGGUGCCGGAUGGGAUUAAGUGUGAUGAAAAGGGGUAUGUAUAUUCCGGGUGUGGCGAUGGUGUGCAUGUGUGGGACACUGAGGGGAGUUUGGUGGGGAAGAUCGUUGUUGGGGCAACUACGGCGAAUUUUUGCUUUGAUGAGGAAGGGAUCUGGAUGUUUGCAGAGGAGGAGCUGUGGUUUUGUAAGCUGAAAGCUCGAGGGGCGUUGCUGGGGGUAAAUUGGAAUGGGUGA